Molecule: messenger RNA, 747 nt
Organism: Candidozyma haemuli
Lineage: Eukaryota; Fungi; Ascomycota; Pichiomycetes; Serinales; Metschnikowiaceae
Exons: 1
Coding region: 1-747 (248 amino acids)
Biological process (GO): anaphase-promoting complex-dependent catabolic process; positive regulation of ubiquitin protein ligase activity; positive regulation of anaphase-promoting complex-dependent catabolic process
Cellular component (GO): anaphase-promoting complex
Molecular function (GO): anaphase-promoting complex binding; ubiquitin ligase activator activity; protein binding
Source: RefSeq, a predicted model, not a curated record
AUGUCCCAACGACCAGCUCUGGCCAGAGACCUACCUCUGCCAGAAAAUUGCUCUGUAUUACGAGUUUACGACUAUAAACAAGAUGUUCGACCUAUAACUGCUUCGAUGGUUCCAGAGACGCCUUCCAGGCAUUCACCUCGUUCAAAUCACCAGUCCUCACUUGUCGAAAUUCUUAAUCUAGAGACCAAAGCGUUGGUUUAUAGCAACAACAGUUCCAGUCGCUCAAAUACGGCAUCACCAAUUCAAGCCGACCCGCGUCUGCCACCUUCUCUGAAGACUCAGAAGCCCAAGAAACCAGCAGAACUUGCUGAGAUCCAUUAUCUCAUUACGGCUGGCAUCAUGGACAACUUCUACGUUAAUAUCAUUUCAUGGUGUCCGCUUUCCCAAAAGCUUGCCAUUGGAAUAAAUGAAGUGGCUUAUUGGUGGAACGGGCAGUUGGAAGUUCAAGGAUUUUGGACAAGCCCUGACGAAAGCAGCAUUAGCUGCUUGAAAUGUGGAGGCGGGUACGUCUUGGUAGCUACAGAUGAUGGUACGGUUACGAUUAUGGACUCAUUAGGAUGUCUCAAAGGCUCCUUGAGCUUUCCAAGCUCUGUUCUCUGUGCAUCUUGGACGUCAGGUCAGUUCUUCGUAGGUGACAGAACUGGUGCUAUCCACAGCAUUUCGGUAAAAGGUAGAGUGGCAAUAAAGCCUAUUGUCCACGAGUUUUACCAGCAAGUAACAGGUAAGUUCUUCAACUUUCAAAAUUGA